AUGGCCGCUGCCGUCCUCAGUGAGUCCCCACCCCGGGUGAAAAUGCUGCACCAGCCAAAGAAGACACUAAGUUUCAUGCAAAUGAUUCUACUAAACUCAGUUGUGUGUGGUGUUGAGAUAUGUGCCUGUGCUGGAUUCACCUGCAUUUCACCACUCCUGCUCAAGGCUUUGUUAACACCAUGUGAGGCUUUAUUGUCUGAUGCAUCUAGAGAUACUGACCAAAAGGAACGGAUUUUUACCAUUUAUUCUUUUAUGAUAAGCUUUGGAGGCUGUGUCGGAUAUCUCAUAACAGCUUUGGAUUGGAGUAACACUUCGAUUGGAAUCUAUUUUGGUGGCCAGGAACAGGCUAUUUUUGCUAUCCUGACCAUUCUCUACCUAUUAGCAUCGGCUGCUACAUUAAUGGUUGCUGAGGAAAGCCCAUUGCAGCAAAACAACCUGGAACAAGUUCCUCUUUAUUCUGAUGUUGAAGAAAUGCAACUAGUAAUUAGCAAUGUACACGAGUCUGGAUACGAGACCAGUAGCAAUGAGUCCGUGUCUGACGACAAUGUCACACCAUCUAUCCCUUAUCUUAAAAACCACAACCGAAUAUCGCCGAGCAAAUCAAUAAAGGUUUCUCCAAUUCACACUUCCAAAACCCUCCCUUUUAUUUUCCGAAUUCCCUUCUUAUUUUGCAAGCUGCCCAUCAUCUACUACAUUUGUAAAUAUCUCAAACAGAUCUUUCGGUCAUUGUGGACAGGCAUCUAUCACCGGCUGCCAGAAACAGUGCAGACUGUUCUUGAUGUUCCACUAGUACUUCGUCAGUUGGCAGCAGCCAACUUUUGCAGUUGGACUGCACUCAUGGGCUUCACCCUCUUUUAUACAGACUAUGUGGGUCAGGCUGUCUAUCAGGGUAAUCCUAAUGCCCCCGAAAAUUCUUUGUCAAGAAACAAUUUUGAUGAAGGUGUACGAAUGGGCAGUUGGGGUUUGUUGUUCCAUUGUAUGACCUCUGCUGCUUAUUCUCCUUUCAUUGAGAGAUUGGUCGCUCGGUUUGGCUGCCGUCUCACAUAUUUGGUAGGAAUGGCUAGUUUUUCAUUGGCCAUGUUUGUCAUGGUUUUGUGUCACAAUAUAGUUAUUGUGAAUGCUAUAGCAGCAAUCACUGGAUUUGGAUAUGCAACUAUGACAACAAUUCCAUUUAUACUUAUAUCGGAUUAUCAUGCUGAUAAAGAGAUUUUUUUCUUUGAUGUUGAACCAACUAGUAGCAGUAGCAGCUCCAACAGCCAGGUGCGAGGCAUUGCAACUGACAUGGCCAUAUUGGACAGUACAUAUUUUCUUUCCCAGGUUAUUCUCUCUGGCAUCAUGGGAUAUAUAGUUCAUAUAACUGGGACUGUUCUUUCUUAUAUCAUCACUGCUGGAGUCAUGGGGAUAUUCUCUUGCAUUUUCACCACCAAAAUUAUCAUCAACAAACAAGAUAUUUUGCAGUAUGUCAGAGUUAGUCGAACACGAACUAUCUUAUAA
Messenger RNA from Acanthosepion pharaonis, 1494 nucleotides. NCBI's taxonomy places the organism in Eukaryota, Metazoa, Mollusca, Cephalopoda, Sepiida, Sepiidae. The record is from the annotation of a GenBank genome assembly.